ACAACAUGCUGUCAGCAGUGGGCUCCUGUUCCUGUGCCUUCGACCUUUAACAUGUUGUCCAGACUCUCCGCGCUGCGGCUCCGGCUCCGCUCGGCUCCGGUCCGGUUCGUCGCUUCGGGCUCCAGCUGCAGGGCGACGGUGGAACAUGACCGAGCGAGGCAGCGCUUCUCCGUCUCUCCGGGCAACGGGGCCGAGGCCCAUGAAUGUGCAGUUCUGAGCUACAGAUUCACCGGAGAGAAGGAGGUGGAUCUAAUUUCGACCUUUGUACCAGAGACGUUCAGGGGCCAAGGUGUCGCUGCUCUGCUGUCACAGGCUGCCAUGGACUUUCUGGUUGAAGAAAACCUCAAGGCUCGUGUCUCCUGCUGGUACAUAAAGAAAUACAUUGAGGAGCACCCGGUGCAGCAGAUUAAAGACCUGGUCGUCCCCUGACUGCUGCUGAUGUGACCCCCACUGCUACCUCAAAUCAACUAUAUAACCUCCUUUUACAACACUACAGAGGCCAAAUGGAGGCAUUUUAAUUGUAUGAGUAUUUGUUUUUCUCUGGGAUUGUAUGAAAUUUCAUACGAUCAAGAUCCCUGUUCACACCCAUCAAACUGAGGCACAGAAUAAUUGACAUUAUUUUUGAAGAACCAUACAUUUGAUAUGAGUGAAGUUCAGAUGAAAGUUGCCGCUUUAUAAUAAUUUUAUUUUGAUGUGUUUUUGAUAAUCUGAAACUAUCAAAUUGAUUUCUCUUUUCAAUCAUGCAUCCUUAAUGUAUUAUUUGCAAUUUUUGUUGAUUCUUAAUUGUGGGGAAAAAACAUUGAAGUAUCAGGUAUAAUGAGUAGAUAUUUAUGAUGUUGGGUUAUUUUUAUAGUAAUAGAAAGUGUUUAGAAGUGAACAUGAACCUGAUUAUCAACUUGUUAACCAUUGAAAAUAAAAUGAUGAUUUUGACAACA
Molecule: messenger RNA, 935 nt
Organism: Limanda limanda (common dab)
Lineage: Eukaryota; Metazoa; Chordata; Actinopteri; Pleuronectiformes; Pleuronectidae
Product: protein NATD1-like
Exons: 3
Coding region: 52-429 (125 amino acids)
Source: RefSeq, a predicted model, not a curated record